Trypanosoma cruzi is the source of this 606-nucleotide messenger RNA. Its product is annotated as ras-related rab-4, putative. Gene Ontology annotation, molecular function: GTPase activity; GTP binding. The record is from RefSeq and is a predicted model, not a curated record. Lineage: Eukaryota; Euglenozoa; Kinetoplastea; Trypanosomatida; Trypanosomatidae. The transcript has a single exon. The coding region runs from base 1 to 606 and encodes 201 amino acids. Gene Ontology annotation, biological process: regulation of endocytosis. Gene Ontology annotation, cellular component: endosome.
AUGGCCGAGAAAUAUCAGCAAUUAAUCAAACUCAUUCUUGUGGGUGAUAGCGGCACUGGAAAGUCUUCUCUCCUUCAUAGAUUUGUAGAAGAUACUUUUUCAGAACAACAGGCACAGACAAUUGGUGUUGAGUUUGGCUCUAAAAUUGUUCAGCUUGCAGGUCGCAAGGUGAAAUUACAAAUAUGGGAUACUGCAGGACAAGAAAGAUACAAAUCUGUUACGAGAAGUUACUAUAGGGGUGCGGUAGGAUGUCUAAUUGUUUAUGAUAUUACUCAACGUUCAACAUACGAAAGUGUGCCACAAUGGUUAAAUGAUGUCCGGCAACUUGCAGGAAAGGAUGUUGUCGUCAUGCUAAUAGGGAAUAAAAGUGAUCUUUCUGACGGUCGAACUGUGCAGCACAACGAGGCGUCAUUGUAUUCUCUUGAAAACGGUCUUCUUCAUUUUGAAACUUCCGCUGCUUCGGGGGAGUUUGUGAGUGAAGCCUUUUUGAAAGUCGCUAAGACUGGGUUGAGUAUGACUGCGGAAGAAGUCAACAUUGGGGGAGAUAGGGCGAUGGAGGUUGCAGCGAAACAAGAAAGUAGGACGGGUUAUUCAUGUGCUUGCUGA